Messenger RNA from Carassius auratus (goldfish), 740 nucleotides. RefSeq lists its product as uncharacterized. Lineage: Eukaryota; Metazoa; Chordata; Actinopteri; Cypriniformes; Cyprinidae. The transcript has 6 exons. The record is from RefSeq and is a predicted model, not a curated record. Bases 132 to 740 code for a protein of 202 amino acids.
GUGUUAGGUUUUCAUAUUGGCGUUAUCUAGAUGAGUGGUAAAAGACCUAAUAAAUGUGCUAGCUUAUCUUAAUAGUGAGAGUGUCGUUCUGAAGAAAUGCUGGUCCAAGUCGAGUGUAAAGGGAACCCGAAAUGGAUCCGAAUACCAGAGAAAACGACUGUUUUGACUUCUGUGGAUUCAUUAAAGAAGCUUCAGCAAAGUUCAACUUGCCGCAUGGAGCCAAUGUGGUUCUUAAAGACUCUGCAGGAGUUGAUGUUGAUGCUGAUAUUUUUGAUGAGCUUGUGAGAACAUCUAAGGUGUCCUUCAAAAUUUUGGAUGGUGAUAACAAUAAAUCGGAUAAUGUUCCACAAGCUGAGACCAAUCUCUCUGAGCCCUCAUGCCCUGAGUCAUCGUUUUCAUCAAUAGAAUCAGAAAGUUCGGAGUCCACAGCGAUUCCACAAUCUUCAAAGGCAUGCAAAAAGCGAUUCUUAGAAGAACCUUCUGACUGCAAUGCAUCAAAAGAUCUAGUUCAUGCAGCGCUACACUCAAAACCAGGAGGCUCUGAUAUAUUGAAGGAGUACGAACAAACAAGUAGCCUGUCUGACAAGACACGAAAGAAGCUGGUAAACAUCCUUGUGGCUGAUAUGGUAGAGAAGUAUGGGAGGAUUCCACCAGUCAGUAUCAGUUUAAGCUAUGCUCUUGGAAUCAUAACCUUGUUCCCCAAUUUGAAGGAUAAGUGCUCACCGACUGGUUAUCUGUAA